Anopheles stephensi (Asian malaria mosquito) is the source of this 1945-nucleotide messenger RNA. It is a transcript of the gene Kdsr, whose product is annotated as 3-ketodihydrosphingosine reductase. The record is from RefSeq and is a predicted model, not a curated record. Gene Ontology annotation, molecular function: 3-dehydrosphinganine reductase activity. The coding region runs from base 366 to 1349 and encodes 327 amino acids. Lineage: Eukaryota; Metazoa; Arthropoda; Insecta; Diptera; Culicidae. Gene Ontology annotation, biological process: sphingolipid biosynthetic process. The transcript is spliced from 2 exons. Gene Ontology annotation, cellular component: endoplasmic reticulum membrane.
UGUAUACACACCUUGGUAUGUUGUUUACAGUCUAGUAACGAUGUUUUGUUUACUCCAUAGUGCCGGGUUCACAGAGAAAAGCCAAUAAUUAAACUACUGAAUAUAAGCGUGUUAUUGGAAAAUUCUCUGCACUUUAUUUGCAUUAUCACAAAGUCAGUGUAUUGUGCCUUGCCUUAAGCGGCCAGCGUUGGUUGAGCAAACGCUCGGUCACCUUUUAUCUCUUAUCAGCAUUUUAAACAAUUCUUCUGUCAAUCGGAUAAGCUGUGGAGAGGAGUGGCCAGCAAUUUACCAUUUCUUACGCGUAUGGUUUCUCAGCUAGGUUUCUCCAAACGCCUUUGAUUUUAGAAACGUUCUGCUGCACUGCGAUGAAUCAUUCCACCGAAAUCAUACUGACGAUUGCCGGCAUUGUGCUGGUGCACGGGCUAAUUUUCUACUUCCUCACCCGCAAGUCACGUCUGAUCAAGGGCAAACAUGUGGUCGUUACGGGCGGUUCCAGCGGUAUCGGUCUGUGGGCAGCGAUCGAGUGUGUACGAUUGGGCGCGCACGUUACCAUCAUUGCACGCAACGUGCCCCUGUUGGAAAAAGCCAAAGAAGAGCUGGAGAAGAGACGCGUCCGUGACACGCAGCUCAUACAGUACCGGUCGGUGGAUGUGGCGAAAAGCUACGAAACGGUAGAGCAAGCGCUGGAUGAAUUGGAACGUACCGUCGCCCCCAUCCAUAUGCUUAUCAACUGUGCCGGGAUGGCGAUUUGCGGUACGCUCGAGGACACUUCGAUCGACGACGCCCGGAAGCUGAUGGAUGUUAACUAUUUCGGGACCUACUACCCGACCCGCUACGUACUGCCAAAGCUGAAGGCUGCCGGGGACGGUAUCAUCGUGAUUACCGCGUCCCAGGCGGCACUGAUGGGCAUCUACGGGUACGGUGCGUACGCCGCGUCCAAGUUUGCACUCCGCGGACUGGCCGAAACGAUUGCGAUGGAAGCGCGGCACCGUGGCGUUAGCGUGACCCUUGCCCUACCGGCCGAUACCGAUACGCCCGGGUUCGAGAACGAAAACCGGUCCAAGCCGGAGGAAACGAAAAUCAUAUCCGGUUCGGGUGGGCUGGCGAAACCGGAGCACGUUGGCAGGCGGUUGGUGCAGGACGCACUGAAGGGAUCCUUUUUCUCCAUCAUGGGACUGGAAAGCUGGGUGUUGAGCAUCCUGUGCGUCGGUAUGGCACCGUGGCGCGGACCGUUGCUGUGUUUCGUGCAGUUUUACCUACUCGGCCCGCUGCGGCUGAUCGGGCUAGCGUUGCAGUGGAACUUUCAGCGAAUUAUAAAGAACUGUGCCAAGCAGCGGCAGCGACCAUAAGCGCAACAGAACGUUCUCAAGUGUAAACGCGAUGGCGAUCAAAUUUACUGUAACUGAUGAAACCACCAAAAACGGCCACACGCACACAGCCGUUUUUGGGUGAUGCUAUUUUGGAACCAACUCUCCUAUUUCUCCCUUAUAGAAAAAAACGAGGAAAAAAGAACAGUAUUGCAUUGCAUUUAAAAAACAAAAUCCAAUUUACUAAUUAUUCGCUCUUCUCGCAUUUCUCUCAUCUUCCCAACACAAAGAAACUCACAUAACUCACACACACUACUGUUUGUAUGUUUGUUAAUUCCUUUCGUAACUGGAGGUUGUGUUGUAAUUUUAUUAAUCUGUUUGUUUCUCUUUUGUUUGUCUGUUUUCUGUGACUGUGUGUGUGUGUUUUUUUUACAAAUUCAUCCACAUUGUUUGCUAUACACGCACGCACGCACGCACAAUUCCCAACCGCUCUGUGAAUUUCCUUCCAUGCAAUGCAAAAACCUAUCGAAAAAACGGCAUCCCGGAAAACUAUAACCACGGAAGAGCAACAGCAGCUUAACAAGAGAAGGGUAAUUAAAAUAAUAAAGACUGUUUUUUGUUGUUGUUGCAAAAAGGGA